This is a messenger RNA of Aspergillus ibericus CBS 121593, 3269 nucleotides long. It is a transcript of the gene dapB, whose product is annotated as dipeptidyl aminopeptidase dapB. Gene Ontology annotation, biological process: proteolysis. Gene Ontology annotation, molecular function: dipeptidyl-peptidase activity; serine-type peptidase activity. Lineage: Eukaryota; Fungi; Ascomycota; Eurotiomycetes; Eurotiales; Aspergillaceae. Bases 278 to 3031 code for a protein of 917 amino acids. The record is from RefSeq and is a predicted model, not a curated record. The transcript has 3 exons.
GUCGGAACUCAAUUCUGAGGAUUCCCCUUCAGACUCGAUCCUCGAGUCCAUGACUACCGCUGUCUUCUGAGGGCACAGGCGGGUGCACCGAACGACUUCGUACCCUUUCGCACUCCUCUCCAUCACCGCCAACACCGAUUCGAAGCUCCGUCGCUGCCGACGAUAACGAUCCCUCGGCUCUUAUCACCGCGGUUGACUCCCUUCCACCUCUCCUUCGUGAUCGUAUGUGACACAGACACACCAGUUGGUCGCGCCUCCUGCAUGAUCAUCUCCCAUCAUGGGGAAAUUUGACACCAAUGAGGACUCGGAGUCCCUUCCCAUGAGCCGCCCACGGCCCUCAUCUACCGCGUCUGCGACAUCCUCCGAUUCCAGCCUCUCCGUGGAUAGCUACCCGGAGGAAACCAAAUACACCCCAAACACACCAGCAGCCGGCGGAUUGUCGGACGACAAUAGAUACCGGGAUGUGGAGGAGGGCGAACCAGGGGCGGACGAGCCGUUUCUUCCUUCGUCCAAGAAGGCAGCUACCUCCGGGAGCCGCACGUCUCGACUGAUCUGGGGUCUGAUUAUACUUUGCGUGGCAGGUUGGCUGUGGGGGUUAGCGCUAUUCGUGACCCAAGCGCGCUCAAACCAGCAGACGGUCUCAGAAGCACUACAGUCUCACGAGGCAGAUACAAUCUCUGGAAGUCCAAGCUCCGGAAAGCCGGUCACGCUCGAACAGGUCCUCACGGGACAGUGGCUUCCUCGCUCACAUGCUGUUUCCUGGAUCGCGGGCCCCAAUGGCGAAGACGGGCUUUUAGUGGAGCAAGGGGAAGGUGACGGGAAGGGCUAUCUGCGGGUUGACGACAUUCGCAGUCGUAAGAACGAUGUCAACAGUCAGGCCAGUAAGGUGCUGAUGGAGAAGGCGAUUGUGCAGGUGGAUGGACGUACAAUUUUUCCGGCAUCGACAUGGCCCAGUCCAGACCUGAACAAGGUGCUGAUCUUAUCGGAGCGAGAAAAAAACUGGAGGCAUUCCUUCACGGGGAAAUAUUGGAUCUUCGAUGUGGCUACUCAAACAGCGCAGCCGCUUGAUCCCAGUGACCCUGAUGGACGCGUGCAGCUUGCAGUCUGGUCACCAACCUCUGACAUGGUUGCGUUUGUGAGAAAUAACAACCUGUACCUGCGCAAACUGUCCUCAGAGAAGGUUGAGCCCAUCACGAAGGACGGCGGUGCGGAUCUUUUCUACGGUGUUCCUGAUUGGGUAUACGAGGAAGAGGUCUUCUCGGGCAAUAGUGUAACCUGGUGGUCUGGCGACGGGAAAUACGUGGCCUUCCUGCGUACCAACGAGACGGCCGUCCCUGAAUUCCCCGUGCAGUACUAUCUAUCAAGGCCCUCCGGAAAACAACCUCCUCCGGGACUCGAGGAUUACCCCGAGGUCAGGGAGAUUAAGUACCCCAAGGCUGGCGCUCCCAACCCCGUGGUUAACUUGCAGUUCUAUGACGUUGAGAAACAAGAGGUCUUUUCAAUCGAAGCACCCGACGAUUUCGAGGACGACGAUCGGAUUGUUAUCGAGAUCGUGUGGGGAACCGAAGGAAAGGUCCUUGUGCGAGUGACCAACAGGGAAAGUGAUAUCUUGAAGGUGUUCUUGUUCGACACCAAAGCCAAGACCAGCAAGCUCGUACGCGUUGAGAAUGUUGCGAGCAUCGAUGGUGGCUGGGUAGAGCCUUCGCAGUACACGUGGUUCAUCCCCGCAGAUGCCAGCAGUGGACGACCUCACGAUGGAUACCUUGACACGGUGAUCCACGAGGGCUAUGAGCACCUGGGCUACUUCACACCCCUGGACAAUCCUGAACCUGUCCUUCUCACCAAGGGUGAGUGGGAGGUGGUGGAUGCCCCAACUGCCGUGGACCUGCACAAAGGCGUUGUCUACUUCAUCGCAACGAAGGAAGGACCUACUGAGCGCCAUUUGUACCAGGUCCAGCUGGACGGAUCCAACUUGAAGCCACUGACAGACACCUCCAAGCCAGGCUACUUUGAUGUGUCUUUCUCACACGGAACUGGCUACGCCUUGCUCAGCUACCGGGGCCCAUCAGUCCCCUGGCAAGCCAUCGUCAGCACCGAAACCGACGGACUCAAGUUCGAAGAAACCAUCGAAGACAACGCCGGUCUCUCUCAGAUGGUGGAGACCUACGCCGUUCCCACCAAGAUCUACCAAAAUGUGACCAUUGACGGCUUCACCCUCCAAGUCGUCGAGCGUCGCCCGCCACACUUCAACCCAGCCAAGAAGUACCCCGUCCUGUUCUACCUCUACAACGGGCCUCGGUCCCAAACCGUGGACCGCAAAUUCAACAUCGACUUUCAAUCCUACGUCGCCUCAACCCUGGGCUACAUCGUAGUGACCGUCGACGGGCGAGGCACCGGUUUCUCCGGGCGGAAAACACGCUGCAUCGUCCGCGGCAACCUGGGCUACUACGAAGCCUACGACCAGAUCACGACCGCCCGGCUCUGGGGCGCAAAGUCCUACGUGGACGAAUCUAGAAUGGCAAUUUGGGGCUGGAGCUACGGCGGAUUCAUGACUCUGAAGACCCUGGAACAAGAUGCCGGAAAGACCUUCCAAUACGGCAUGGCCGUCGCGCCGGUCACCGACUGGCGACACUACGACUCAAUCUACACCGAACGCUACAUGCACACCCCGAAACACAACCCCAACGGCUACGACAACACUUCCAUCAGCGACAUGGCCGCGCUCAGCGAAUCCGUCCGCUUCCUCGUCAUCCACGGUGCCUCGGACGACAACGUCCAUGUGCAAAACACCCUCGAACUGGUUGACAAGCUCGAUCUCGCCAAUGUGCAGAACUACGAUCUGCACUUCUACCCGGACUCAGAUCACAGCAUUAACUUCCAUAAUGCCCAUAGGAUGGUCUAUGAGCGCCUGUCGAGCUGGCUCGUCAACGCCUUCAACGAUGAAUGGCAUCGCAUCGCGAACCCAGUUCCGGAUGAUUCCAUGUGGGAAAGGGUGAAGCGUUCUUUACCUCUGCCUCUUCUUUCCAAUUAAGUUGAGCGUUGGCCUUAUAUCAUAUCAGAUUAUAUCUCUAGUAUCAGUGUUCCGCAUAGUUUACUUAUCUUGCAUUGAAUCGAGGUUUCGGGCUUCAUAUUUAUAUUUCCUGAUCGGGUACUUGGUAUUGGUACAGGUGUUUACGAGUACAAUUUAUCAAAUCACUGCACCAAAAACCCUCCCUGCAGUUGACGAUGAGAAGGCCAAGUCUUUCGACCAAUGGUACGUAGUAGCAUCC